GACUUCAAUCUGUCUCAGAUUUGCAUAUUUCGAAACUAGUACAGAUUAGUCCUUACAAGUAGAUGUAAGUCAAGAGUGCAACGAGUCUAGUAAACAAUGAUGUUAGUCAUCGGUCGAAUGUACGAGAGGCGAAGCUAUGCAAUACACAGAUUACAUUCCCGCUAUGUCAAAUCGUCACAGAACGAAGCUACUGAUCGAGCCGAAAGUGUUUCUAUCAUUUAUCUGCUUGCUUGAGUGGAUACGUUUACGUAAAGAAAACAAAGACUGCGAAUGGUGUGCUAUUGAUUGACUUGACCAGUUACCGCUCUACUCAUAGUGAACGGUCCAUUCGGAAGCAGACGACAUUAGGCAGCCUUUCAAAUCGAGCGCUCCUCAAAUGACAAUAAGAUGUUGUCGACAACAACAGCGGUGUGCUUCUUGUGCAGUAACCAGCGCCAACUGCUCGUUGUUGCAAUCUUUCGAACUAAUCAUGCGUAUGGGGCUGCCGGUGGGCAACGAUGAUACCGCCAUUGCCACCAAUACGAGAGUCUUGAUCAGCUUUCAGCAGUAAGGAACAACAACAAUUGUUUGCUUAUAGGCAGCUUCAAAAGUAGCACCUCAUCGGAGACGUAGAACAAACAACUGAGGAGAUCGACGCUGUGUAACAGUAAACGUUGAAUGCGGACAUCAAAAGUUCAACCUUCCUUUCAAGCAAGCAACCUAAGGUUAGGCACCAGACUGUAAAAAAUCUCAUCUCUUAUUGUAUUCGUCGACAGGCAACUGCGGUGCGGGUGAGGAUUACAGGUCGAGAGAAACGAGUCAGUAGGACCAUAAGGCCCGUGAGACAAACAAAGUUCCAACGGCAGCUGCAGCAGUGUAGACAGUGAGCGAGAUCAACAAAACAGCGCGUAAAUGAUGGCUGGAGCGUUCGCAUCUAUGGGGGGGGGACAGCACUACACUGUUUGCCUCUUGAACUCUCUUCGUGUUGUCAGAAUUUAACUUUAACUUAUGCUGUAGCGGCUUUUAGAAUAUAUUGAAAGUGCGAACCGUUAGAAGGAAGUAAAGGGGCGCAAAAAAGAUCUAGCUUCAAAGUACAUAUACAAAAGACGCCAAAUCAUCUUUGUGUGAUACCCAAACCGGUCGCAUCACAGUGUAGAGCUUGCAAGAUCGAGGUCUUGCUUGUGUUCUGCUCAUUAUCCGCAUUACUAAUUGGUUAAGUGUGAAAUCAAACGACAUAAUGUUGGCCUUUCAAGAAGACUCUGAAGUUAAUACCCGCAAUAGCCAAGAUUCAGCCCCGGUCCAAGUUGAGUCAGACAAUGAGCUCAACGUUGAUAUCUCAGAUGCCCUCUCCGAGAGAGACAAGGUAAAAUUUACUGUCCACACAAGAACUACUCUGGAAGAGAUGGGCGGCGCGGGUUCCGAAUAUUCUGUUGUCCGGGAACACGAGGAAUUUUUGUGGCUGCAUACAGCUAUUGAGGAACACCCUGCCUAUGCAGGAUACAUUAUUCCCCCGCCACCCCCGCGGCCAGAUUUUGAUGCAUCUCGGGAAAAGCUGCAAAAGCUAGGUGAAGGCGAGGGGACCAUGACCAAGGACGAAUUCGCAAAAAUGAAAGCUGAACUUGAAGCCGAAUAUCUGGCUACGUUUAAAAAGACUGUUGCCAUGCACGAAAUGUUUCUGCAGAGACUCGCAUCGCACAUGAUUUUUAAAAAUGACGCCAAUUUUCGAGUCUUUCUCACCUACAAAGAUGAUCUCAGUGUUCGAGGUCGCAACAAGAAGGAGAUAUUCCACAAAUUUUUCAGUAAGUUAAACCAGAGUGCCGACGAAUUUAUGUCUCCGUCGUCAGAACGCAAUGACGUAUUCGAUCCCCAGAAGCAUUUCCUCGUAUCGUAUCAAUCACAUGUUGAAAAUGCCUUCCACAAAGCUGACAAGAUGACACAGGCACAUAAACGUUUAGCAGACAAUUAUAUCCGUAUAUCUACGCACUUCCUCGAGCUUUCAAAAAUGGAAGCUCCGUUACGCAAAUUCGUUCCUCGUUUUGCUGAUGGAUUGGAGCGGGCACGCCGCUGCGAAGGACGAGCCUGUUCCGAUAUCGACCUAAAGCUUACGGAUAUCCUAAAGUAUUAUUUUAAUGAAACGCGAGCUGCGAGAGACCUUAUGCAGCGUCGUGUCCGAUGCCUUGCUGACUAUGAGACUGCUAAUAAAAUGGUCGAAAAGGCGCGUUUCAGGGAUCGCGAGGUCCGUGCUGCUGAAGAGGCACAACGUGAGGCUUGUACGCGAUAUAAGGAUAUUUCUGGUACCAUGGAGCGAGAACUUGCAGAUUUCCGCAUACGCCGUAUUGCCAAUUUCCGCAAAAGCCUUAUUGAGUUAGCGGAACUACAGCUGAAACACAACAAGAGUGCUGCUCAGGUAUUACGCAACUGUUUAUUAGCCCUCAAAUCGGAAAUGAUUCAAGAAGAGCUCUGAUUUGUAACAGAAGCCAUCAACAAAUCGAUCCAUCCGUUCGUGGUCCACGCACUAUGGAUAUGUUUUGACAUUGACAUUGCCAUAUUCGAAGGCAUCCCUGCUGUUUCCUGCCUGCGAAGAACGCAAAGACUUCGAUGUAAUCGAUUUCAUCUUUUUGUGUCUUCGCUCAUAUUGCUAUAAUGAAUACAGAGUUCACUCAAUGGGUUCAGGUCAUGAUGAAGCCAAGCUUGGUUGCGUGGGUGCUAGCCAUCUCUUCUCUGAUCCCAAUUCCUUUUCAGCGAACACACGAAGGCCAGGAAUGCCUCUGAUUGCUUGCUAGGCAUUUCAUGAAGCAAGUAAAGCUGUACAGUAAUCAGACGUGAAGAGGAAACUUAGAACUUGACUACAAAAAACAAAUACGAGUCUUCGUAUAUGCACCUUGAUAUGUACUGUAGUUAGAAUUUUCAACGAGGAUUUGUUGUCUUUCGAUGCAAAAAGUAGCGGCUGGAAUUUGCUUUACAAAUAUUUUCUCAGUGAUCAUCUUUGUAUAACAAAACAAGGCAGGCAAGAAACAAAUCAACAUUAACAGUUAUCAAUAAUUUCUGAUAUUAUUACUAUUGAACUAUCAUAAAGCUUUAUGUUUAUUUCUCAAGAGAAAUGAAUAACAUCACUAUUAAGCCUUGUAUUAUCUUAGAAUCAUAGCUAUUGAAUGAUUAAAUCGUAUCAACUUUACGUGAACUUGGCAUGCAUGCCGCUAUAGUCGAAUGAUAAAAGAUCACCACUGCUGGAUACCAGAGGCUGCCGCCAUGAUCCUAUAUUCCCUUUAAUUAGUCGUAUCUCUAGGAGCCAUUUUAGCACCAAUCUAAAUUUACUCUUCUUGGUAUUUCUGCUCAUGCUUGCUAAAUGAGUUAAUCUUUUUUUUAUUCAGAUACAAGUCAGUUGUUGUCGUAAAUAUUCUCAAACACAUUACAGAAGCUUAUAUUUUCAGACAUCUCAUCGGCAGCGUUAUUAAGGUAUAUUACUUCAAGGGUUGCAUAUCAAAAGUGAGCUUGCUGAGGCAUCCAAGUAGCAACGUAUAAAUCACUUGAACUAUUAGUACGAUUUUUCUACUUUGCAGACAUAAGGAUAACUCAGUUGGAGAGAUUGCUUCCUUUUAUAUGCAUACACAUUUAUAUCCUCAGAGAGAGACUGUCUGGAAGUUGAGUGUGAUUCACAAAGAUGAUUACAUUGUAUAGAAGCAAGUUAUAUUUCCUCCUUGUCAAGCUCUCGAAUGGAUUAGUGAAAAGCGUGAUAAUUAAGGAAUAUAUGCAGACCCUAAUCUCACCCGUGGACCGAUCUAAACCUGAAGACAGUGGCUUUCUUACAAGCUUAAACAAAUAUUUCGUCCUACUUUUUUUUUUUUUUUUUUAGUAAUUCGUUAUCUUCCAAGAACCGAGAACCUAUAGUGUAAGUUUUUGUCGCAAACCCUCAAAACCUUGCGAUAUAUUUUGUAAAUAUAUUGUUCGAUACCACGUGUCCUACUGCUGUCCAUAUUUAGUCUUGUGCAUUCAGCAAAACUGAGCCUAACACUAAUGUAAAGUGGUCAAGUAGCAGGCUAAUAAAUUCGAAUUCCGUUUCAACUUUAUUCAAGCUACAGAAGCUCUAUUCGCUGAGUCGACGAUUUUGAAUACUUGACGGGAAAACGAGUGUUCUAGACAAAUGUGUAUCUGUUGCUUGGCGAAGAGCUAACGAAGUACGCAUUAAUAAUACCUGCACCUAAUUGCAAACCUCAACGAAGAUGAAACGAUAACGACGAAUACUACAGGAAUAUUUACGGCUUGACCGAUAUAUUUAUACAAUACGGCUAGACUAACUACCUUGUAGAUAAGUUACUUCCAACUUAUCUACAAGGUAGUUACGCCUUCAUAAUAUUAUGACUAUUAUAAAUUCAGUAAAAGUGACAAGCUAAGAGAAACAAAAUUUUAAAUGAUAAAAGCCUCAUAUAUAUAUAUAUAUAUAUAUAUAUAUAUAUGGUUCAAUAUUACGUAAUGACAAUAUGCGUGUUAUAAGAAUA
Molecule: messenger RNA, 4475 nt
Organism: Varroa destructor (honeybee mite)
Lineage: Eukaryota; Metazoa; Arthropoda; Arachnida; Mesostigmata; Varroidae
Product: sorting nexin-32-like
Biological process (GO): phagosome-lysosome fusion involved in apoptotic cell clearance
Molecular function (GO): phosphatidylinositol binding
Source: RefSeq, a predicted model, not a curated record